Metschnikowia bicuspidata var. bicuspidata NRRL YB-4993 is the source of this 351-nucleotide messenger RNA. RefSeq names its product Med22p (gene MED22). NCBI's taxonomy places the organism in Eukaryota, Fungi, Ascomycota, Pichiomycetes, Serinales, Metschnikowiaceae. Gene Ontology annotation, molecular function: transcription coregulator activity. Bases 1 to 351 code for a protein of 116 amino acids. Gene Ontology annotation, biological process: regulation of transcription by RNA polymerase II. The record is from RefSeq and is a predicted model, not a curated record. Gene Ontology annotation, cellular component: mediator complex. The transcript has a single exon.
AUGCAGCAAAAGUCGGUCACGCUUCUCAAAAAGAUAGAUUCUACCAUCUACCAGAUCCUUGAUAAGUUUCAGGACUUGUUUGAAAAAGCUGUGAUUGACGAAAAACCAAAGGAGCUAUUGGCUGUGGAGAAUGCCGCUAUGGAAUUCGACGCUCUGACGAUAAUAAGGCUUUGUAAGGACCUCCUAGGAAUAACUCGCGGACUUCGAGAAACAUGGUGCUUGGAAACUAUCAAAGUAGAAGCUAGCGAUGAGAAGAAUAAGGACGCAGAAGAUGAAGCCACUAAAGAAGUGUUCGUAAAGUUUAACAAGCUCAUAGACCGGAUCGCCGCUUUGGAAAAAGCAUCGGUAUGA